This is a messenger RNA of Panthera uncia (snow leopard), 2075 nucleotides long. RefSeq names its product adenosylhomocysteinase like 2 (gene AHCYL2). Gene Ontology annotation, biological process: L-methionine cycle. The coding region runs from base 70 to 1905 and encodes 611 amino acids. The transcript has 17 exons. NCBI's taxonomy places the organism in Eukaryota, Metazoa, Chordata, Mammalia, Carnivora, Felidae. The record is from RefSeq and is a predicted model, not a curated record. Gene Ontology annotation, cellular component: cytosol.
GGGGCCGAGCUGGAGCCGGAGCUGGAGUCAGAGCCGGAGUCAGAGCCGGCGGUUGCAGUGGAGGCGGUGAUGUCGGUGCAGGUCGUGUCAGCAGCGGCUACCGCGAAGGUGCCUGAGGUGGAGCUGAAAGACCUGAGCCCCUCCGAGGCGGAGCCGCAACUGGGACGGAGCACGUCGGCUGUGAGCGCCAUGGCGCCCCCGGCAGGCGGCGGGGACCCCGAGGCUCCAGCCCCCGCCGCGGAGCGGCCCCCGGCCCCCGGCCCGGGCUCGGGGCCCGCCGCCGCUCUCAGCCCAGCCGCCGGGAAAGUGCCUCAGGCGUCGGCCAUGAAGCGGAGCGACCCUCAUCACCAGCACCAGCGGCACCGAGACGGCGGCGAGGCCCUGGUCAGCCCCGACGGCACCGUCACCGAGGCGCCGCGCACAGUCAAGAAGCAGAUCCAAUUUGCUGACCAGAAACAAGAAUUCAACAAACGUCCCACCAAAAUUGGACGUCGCUCUCUGUCUCGUUCCAUUUCUCAGUCAUCUACUGACAGCUACAGCUCAGCGGCUUCAUAUACAGAUAGCUCUGAUGAUGAGACAUCUCCCAGGGACAAGCAGCAAAAGAACUCUAAGGGAAGCAGUGACUUCUGUGUCAAGAACAUCAAACAGGCAGAGUUUGGACGAAGAGAAAUUGAAAUCGCUGAACAAGAAAUGCCUGCACUGAUGGCUUUGAGGAAAAGAGCUCAAGGAGAAAAACCUUUGGCUGGAGCCAAAAUUGUGGGUUGCACACACAUCACUGCUCAGACUGCUGUGCUUAUGGAAACCCUGGGUGCGCUGGGGGCACAGUGCCGAUGGGCAGCCUGCAACAUCUAUUCCACUCUCAAUGAAGUGGCUGCUGCUCUAGCAGAAAGUGGAUUUCCUGUCUUUGCCUGGAAAGGAGAAUCAGAAGAUGACUUUUGGUGGUGCAUUGAUAGAUGUGUGAAUGUGGAGGGUUGGCAGCCAAACAUGAUAUUGGAUGAUGGAGGGGAUCUUACUCACUGGAUUUAUAAGAAGUAUCCUAAUAUGUUCAAAAAAAUCAAGGGCAUAGUGGAGGAGAGUGUCACUGGAGUCCACAGGCUGUACCAGCUAUCUAAGGCCGGGAAGCUGUGUGUUCCAGCCAUGAAUGUCAAUGACUCUGUCACCAAACAGAAAUUUGACAACCUCUACUGUUGCCGUGAAUCCAUUCUAGAUGGACUUAAAAGGACAACAGACAUGAUGUUUGGUGGAAAGCAGGUGGUUGUCUGUGGCUAUGGAGAGGUGGGGAAGGGGUGCUGUGCUGCUCUAAAAGCCAUGGGCUCUAUUGUGUAUGUAACUGAGAUUGACCCCAUCUGUGCUCUUCAAGCCUGUAUGGAUGGAUUUCGGCUGGUGAAAUUAAACGAGGUCAUCCGACAAGUGGAUAUUGUUAUUACCUGUACAGGUAACAAGAAUGUGGUAACCAGAGAGCACUUGGACCGUAUGAAGAAUAGCUGCAUCGUUUGUAACAUGGGACAUUCCAACACAGAGAUUGAUGUGGCGAGUCUGCGGACACCAGAACUGACCUGGGAGCGAGUGAGAUCCCAAGUUGACCAUGUAAUAUGGCCUGAUGGCAAGAGGAUAGUAUUGCUGGCAGAGGGCCGUCUGCUGAACCUAAGCUGCUCCACAGUGCCUACAUUUGUGCUCUCAAUCACCGCCACUACUCAGGCUCUUGCCUUGAUAGAGCUUUACAAUGCUCCUGAGGGUCGCUAUAAGCAGGAUGUCUACCUGUUGCCCAAGAAAAUGGAUGAGUAUGUGGCCAGCCUACACCUGCCCACCUUUGAUGCCCACCUGACGGAGCUGACAGAUGAACAGGCCAAGUAUCUGGGACUCAACAAGAAUGGGCCUUUCAAGCCUAAUUACUACAGGUAUUAAGUUCCUGUAAUUCAAGCCAGAAGAAGUUUUAAGGAAUAGAACUCCAAGUCUUUUCUCCACUCCUAUACAGGAAAGAACCCAGCAAGCUGCUUCUCCAAUCAGCUGCUCGCCGUGCUCACCCUAUAUGUUAGGUUAUUUAUUUAUUAAAACCUAGAAUCCUGUGCCUGUUG